Molecule: messenger RNA, 1646 nt
Organism: Python bivittatus (Burmese python)
Lineage: Eukaryota; Metazoa; Chordata; Lepidosauria; Squamata; Pythonidae
Gene: SEPSECS
Product: Sep (O-phosphoserine) tRNA:Sec (selenocysteine) tRNA synthase
Biological process (GO): conversion of seryl-tRNAsec to selenocys-tRNAsec; selenocysteine incorporation
Molecular function (GO): O-phosphoseryl-tRNA(Sec) selenium transferase activity; tRNA binding
Source: RefSeq, a predicted model, not a curated record
CGCCAGGGAUAAGGGCGCCUGCGCGCCUCUUUCGGUGAGCCUCGCCACCCGUCAUGAACGCGGAGAACUUCCAGGCCGGCGAGAGGCUGGUGAACGCGGCCUACGUGCGGCAGGGGUCGCAGGGCCGCCGCGCGCACGAGCUGCGGGUACGCGCGCUGCUGGAACAGGGCAAAUGUCCUGAAGCUGGAUGGGAUGAAAGCACGAUUGAACUCUUUCUUCAUGAACUUGCAAUUAUGGAUAGCAAUAAUUUUCUGGGCAAUUGUGGUGUGGGUGAAAGAGAAGGAAGAGUUGCAUCAGAGUUAGUUGCUCGUAGACAUUACAGAUUGAUUCAUGGGAUUGGAAGGUCAGGAGAUAUAUCUGCUGUCCAGCCCAAAGCAGCAGGCUCUAGUCUCUUGAACAAAUUGACUAAUUCAGUUGUCUUGGAUAUUAUAAAGCUUGCUGGUGUCAAAACAACAAGUAGCUGCUUUGUGGUUCCCAUGGCAACUGGCAUGAGCCUCACCUUAUGUUUCUUAACCCUGCGGCACCAGAGACCAAAGGCAAGAUACAUUAUCUGGCCCCGUAUAGACCAGAAAUCUUGCUUCAAAUCAAUGAUUACCGCAGGUUUUGAGCCAGUGGUGAUAGAAAAUGUUUUAGAAGGUGAUGAACUACGUACAGAUCUCCAGGCAGUGGAAGCUAAAAUCCUGGAUCUUGGGGCUGAUAAUAUUCUCUGUGUUCAUUCUACUACAUCAUGUUUUGCUCCAAGGGUACCUGACAGAUUGGAGGAGUUGGCUGAGAUUUGCAUGAAGUAUGACAUCCCUCACAUUGUCAAUAAUGCUUAUGGAGUUCAGUCUUCCAAGUGUAUGCACCUCAUUCAACAGGGAGCACGAAGAGGCAGGAUAGACGCCUUUGUGCAAAGUUUGGACAAAAAUUUUAUGGUUCCAGUAGGUGGUGCUAUCAUUGCUGGCUUCAGUGACUCCUUCAUACAAGAAAUCAGCAAAAUGUAUCCAGGAAGAGCCUCGGCCUCUCCUUCAUUAGAUGCGCUCAUUACAUUGCUGAGUUUGGGCACAAAAGGAUAUCAUCAAUUACUGAGAGAAAGAAAGGAAAUGUUUUCCUACCUUUCAAACGAGGUGAAAAAAUUAGCAGAAAGCUACAAUGAAAGAUUGUUGGAUACACCUCACAAUCCUAUCUCUCUAGCAAUGUCACUCAAAGAGCUAGAUGAACAAAACCCUGAAGCUGUUACACAGCUUGGAUCAAUGCUUUUCACCAGACAAGUUUCUGGAGCAAGGGUGGUUUCCCUUGGGAUUCUGCAAACCGUGAGUGGAUAUACUUUCAAAGGUUUUAUGGCCCAUACAGACAAGUACCAGUGCUCCUACCUCAAUGCUGCUUCAGCCAUUGGAAUGAAGAAGGAAGAUGUAGAUAUGUUCUUGAAAAGGCUUGAUAAAUGUUUGAAGGCUCUAAGAAAAGGAAAAGACCAGAAAGAUUCACCUAUGUUGAACAUAGAUAUUGAUUCUGAUAUGGAAAAAUGCAACAUAGAAGGAGACAUCCAACAUUAGAUUACUAAAAAUUAUUUCCAGCUUAGAAUGUUUUUUGAUAGAAAAAUAAUCAGAUGUAAAUGACCUCAGGGCAUUCUCCUACCAGACGUCCCAUUAAAAUGAAUGGAUACACCA